Messenger RNA from Paramuricea clavata, 3539 nucleotides. NCBI's taxonomy places the organism in Eukaryota, Metazoa, Cnidaria, Anthozoa, Malacalcyonacea, Plexauridae. The record is from the annotation of a GenBank genome assembly.
GUUACCGCAGAGGAGGUUGAACAACGCGCUUUGGAUCGACUCAUUUCAUCAAAACCAAUUCAGGAUCAUUUAAAACUAUCAAAUACUACAUGUGCAAAAAGUAACCUUGUUUAAUUCUUGUGUAUCACAAAAUUCAUUCCUCCUACUUACCUUUCUCAGUCGUUUGACUUUAAUUUCUUUUCCUAUUUCUCUUUUCCUUUGCCAGUACAAUCCUCUCUCAAUGAUCCAGCUGUUAGAUCUGCAAAGAAAGCCAAGACAAAGCUCAAACUGAAGCAAGAAAAUCUCACCAUUCCCACCAUCCCGACAUCGAUACCUUCUUCAGCAAGUGACAACGACUCUUGCCAGUCAGACAAUGAAAUAGAACUGGAGAGAACUCCAAGCUCAUUUUUUGUUCAGAGUUUAUCGUCUGUGAAGAAACGUGACCCACAUAGCACAAGACAAAAUGGCAAACCUGGAAAACAGAAAGAGAACAACUUAAAUAAUAAAUCUAGAAGCAAUAAGAAACCUCAAAAGGUAUAUUACACUGGCUGACAUUGACCAUAUAUUCGUGGGUUUGAACUGGUUCAAAUUUUGAUCAGAGUUUUCGCCAUGCCCGCGAUAAUACCCAGUCAACUUUCAUCAACUCUCAUGCAACUCUUGUUCUCGUUUGACCAGGACAUGCAUAAAACUCUCAUGCAAACUCUCGUUUCUGAACUCUUAUCAACUCUCAUGCAACUCUUGUUCUCGUUUGACCAGGACAUGAGAGUUGAGAAAACUCUCAUGCAAACUCUCGCUUCUCAACUCUCUUCAACUCUCAUGCAACUCUUGCUCUCGUUUGACCAGGACAUGAGAGUUGAGAAAACUCUCAUGCAAACUCUCGCUUCUCAACUCUCAUCAACUCUCAUGCCACUCUUGUUCUCGUUUGACCAGGACAUGAGAGUUGAAAAAACUCUCGUGCCAACUCUCGCUUCUCAACUCUCUUCAACUCUCAUGCAACUCUUGUUCUCGUUUGACCAGGACAUGAGAGUUGAGAAAACUCUCAUGCGAACUCUCGCUAAUUAGAUCUCAACUCUCGUGCAACUCUUGUUCUCGUUCGACCGGGACAUGAGAGUUGAGGAAACUGUCAUUGAAACUCUCGCUUCUCAACUUUCAUCAACUCUCAUGCAACUCUUGUUCUCGUUUGACCGGGACAUGAAAGUUGAGAAAACUGACACGCAAACUCUCGUGGCUUCUCAACUCUCAUCAACUCUCAUGCAACUCUUGUUCUCGUUUGACCAGGACAUGACUGAGAGUUGAAAAAACUCUCGCUUCUCAACUCUCGUCAACUCUUGUUCUUGUUUGACCAGGGCUUAUAAGCCACUAUAGGCCUUAGUUGAAAUUUAAACAAUCAUUAAUGAUGUUUCAGUUGUUGAAAGCUUUACGUGGAGAUUCUGGGAUCAUUGAGUGUGGAUUUGUUGCGUCUGAAGUCACAGAAGCGAAGUAUUUCUCAACACCGCUGGAACUGGGGGUAAGACGCGUAUUAUUACUAAUAGACUAAAGUAGCUAUCCAAUAAACCUAGUUACAGUUGGAUGAUGAUUGAUGAAUAAAGGUACGUUUACUAAUUACAUGCUGCGAUUUGUCGCGUACGAUUCGUAUUCUGUCGUAUGAAAAUUACCGCUGAUGCCACAAUUCCUCUUCACUUACAUUGAUGAAAACAGGAUUGAACAAUCUUGUGCGGAUUGAAAACAGGAAAAAAAAAAGAAAAAAAAGAUUGAAAAACAGGAUUGAACAAUCAUUGUUCACAGUUGUCAACAAUGUUGAACAAUAUUGUUACACCCGAUUCAGGCUCAACAAUAUUGUUCAAUAUUAGAAUGUUAGGGUUUGUAAUCCAAGUGAUUAUAUACAUUUUAAGACCUGACCAGGAACGACUGCGAAAAAUGCAGCACAAGGUCCUCUGGUAGGAAUUGAACCUACGGCCUUGCGAUUCCGGUGCAGCGCUCUAACCAACUGAGCUACAGAGGCCAGCUGUUGAGCUGUAACCGUAAGUUCAUGUAUAUAUAGGUAAUCGGGUGUGCGGGUUGUGAUAAGGUGGACUUGAAUGAUGUGGUUUCUUGCACUUCACUUGGUGGAAUUAAUUUUAGAAUGUUAGGGUUUGUAAUCCAAGUGAAUAUGUGGGCCGCACAACAUUUCCUGUUAAACAGCAGGCUCAUAAUUUUUACGCGUGCCGGUUUAUGGCGGCAUCUGAAAUGCAACCACUUUACACGUGCUUAUUCGAUUACAUAUACGUGCAUACGAAUGGUGCAUGACAAAUCGCAGCGUGUAAACGUAAGAAUGACGUAACUGGCGUAUACAUUCGAGUGGCAUCAGCAGACGCGUCAUUUUACGUCAUGUCCUGGCCCUAUUGUUCUAGUUUAUUCUCGGGUUUCAUAUGACGUCACGUGGGGGUCAAGGGUAAAGGAAGGCUUUUAUAUUGUUCCCUUGUUCUUUUAAGGCAUGUUUAAGGCAGCUUUAAAGUGCGACUAACCCCAACUAUGAUUUUUGUAUGUGUAAUAUUUGUGUCAUUCGAAGAAGAAUGUAAUAUAUCUUUAUAAUAAAAAUCCCAUCUUGAUCAAUUUUUUCACUGUCAAAGUCUCCGGAUAUGAUGUCAUUAGGUGAAUUGCAAAUUAGUUUUCCUCUGUUUUUUAUAGCAAAAGUUCAUCUAAUGACAUCGUAUCCGGAAACUUUGACAGUGAAAAAGUUGACCAAGUUGAGGUUUUUUACUAUAAAGAUAUAUUACAUUUCUUCUUCGAAUGACCCAAAUAUUACACAUAACAAAAAUCAUAUUUGGGGUUAGUCGCACCAUAGUCUUUCAAAACAUGGUUUGGAAACUCCGCUAAAGUCUUUGUUCUAUCUUUUUGUUCGCGUUUAUGCAGUUUUGUGCACGGUGCACGGUCAAUGAACACACGGUAUUUCAGUAUAAUGAGCGAAUCAUCCAGUAGCAACGUUUCAGUCAUUCAAACCAUGCUAUUUAAAUAUUAAUAAACCUAAAACAAAGGAUGUGCACGUUGUAAGGUACGGCUCAACAUAAACACACAGAUCAUUAUAACCGCUUUGAAGUUUACAGACUUUCCAGACCAUAUCAGUAAACAAUAUUUGAAAAAUACGCUGUCAACGUCAUCUGACGACAUUCGUUAUUAACAUCCGGCAUAACCUGAAAUCGGCCCGAUUAAUCGUUGUGUGUUUUAACAGUAAACCAUAAAAAUAUUAGGCCUAUUAUUAUAUCUAUUAUUCCUGUCGUGUAUCAUUGACACCAAUUGAGUCCAAUUAUGCUAAAAUACUACGUGAUUUAAACGCAAGAAUUGAUAUGUUUUUGAGCCGGAAUGAUCACGUCUGGGAAGGCUUCCGAACUGUAAUUUCGGUUCUGUAUCAUAUUACCUGCACUGAAUAAAAUCCAUGCUUACGAAUUGAAAGCUUUCUCCCAUAAAAAAUAAACUUGAUUGAAACACUGACAUUCAGAUAUUUUUGUUGGCAGAAAAAUGGUUUGGUGAAAAAUCUCGGUCUGGGUGAACUGUCUGACUAUGAAAAACAAAAGCUUGCGGAG